AUUAUUUCGAAAAUGACAGUAAAUUUCAUUGAAACAUUUAUACGCUGAACUUUUAUUUUGUAUAUAUGACGAACCCAUGCUGUCAUCCAUUAUAUCCGGAUCAAGAUGGCAGCGACCUUGUGUAGCAGGCUUUUGCCGAAAGCAGGAUGGGUACCAUUAACUCAAAGUGUUCGCCAUGGCUCCAAAUCAGUCACACGUCACAGAAAGCCAAUGCACAUUCUCAAGCAAAAGCUGAUGGCUGUCACAGCGUACAUUCCUCCUAAACCCAUUGCUCCUCCUGGUGCCCUGACUCCAAGAGUUAGAAAGACUGAAGAGGAAAGCGCCCUGGCAAUUCUGUUGAGGAAAGACCUGGAAACGUUGUUUAAGGAAUGUAAGAUGAUUGCUGUGGUCCAGAAUAAUGCAUCCAAUGCAGAAGACAUGUUACUUCUUAAACAUAGGCUUAAAAGACACAACAUCAAUGUCAAAUUUUUCCCAAAUCAGGUGAUGAGGUCCUUUCUGAACAACAGUGUAUACAGUAACAUGUUACCGCUAUUCCUUGGCCAGACUGUAAUAUGUGUUAGUAAAGAGCCAAAAGUUAAAGAGAUGCUGCAAGUGUUGAGGGGCAGUCCACAGAUGGCGCUUCUAGGAGCAUGUAUAGAGAACACAUUACUCUCGUGUCAAGGCCUUCUCAAUUACUCCAAACUUCCUUCAAUGACCACCAUUCAGGGUGAGCUGGUUAGUAGUCUAACCAUGAUGACCUCACAGACUGUUUCGUUGUUACGUCAUCACCCAACCCAUCUUUGUUCGCUGCUUCAGCAGUAUAUCAAACAGCAGGGCGCUGGGGACACAACAGAUGCUGUUGCAGACAAAGAUGCAGCCUGAAUUUUAUUAAUACAUAGAUGAGAAAUUUCAGUAACUGUCUCGAUGUCUGAAUGAAUUUGGGGCAGCAUCACAAUAUGUAUAGGGAAAAAACCUGCUCUAUGUGAUUGACACAUGCAUGUGCAUAUAAUAAAACUCUGUUAUUUAAAGUGGUA
Paramisgurnus dabryanus is the source of this 1013-nucleotide messenger RNA. RefSeq names its product mitochondrial ribosomal protein L10 (gene mrpl10). The record is from RefSeq and is a predicted model, not a curated record. NCBI's taxonomy places the organism in Eukaryota, Metazoa, Chordata, Actinopteri, Cypriniformes, Cobitidae.